GGAAUUACUUUUUGAUCAUUUUAAUAUUCCUAUAUAUAUUUUUCGACUUCUUCCUAUUGAUUUUUUUUUAGUUUUCCAGUAAAAAUCUUCACCGAAUCUCCAAUCCAGCGAUAGACCUCCUUAUAAAAAUUCAAAAGUGAUCCUUUUUAAACUUCAUUGCUUAAAUUUUCUUAGAUUUUACAAAUUUCAUUAAAAAAAGGCUUUAAAUCAUCCAUUUUUUUCAUUCCGAAAUUCCUCAAAAAUUAGGUGGCUAAAUCAAACGCUGCGCAGGCUAUUUUUGUGUUUUUAUGUGAAAAAAAAUACUUAGUAUUAUCCAAUAGUUCAUUUUUCGCGCCGUUCUCCAUUAAUAUAAACAAUAUUUCGUAACAAUAUUUCAUAAUUUUACCCCUAUUAGUUUAAACUAAGCCUUUUUAAAUAAUUCCUUUUAUAAUUUCAACUAUAUCACUAAUUUUAUCACUAUUAUUCGACUAUAAAUAUGUCUAAAUUGCUUCCAAACCUUUUUCUUGGCAUGCCGGAUUCGCAUCAUUUAUAAAUUUAAUGAAAAUUUAAGUGUAUUUGUGAAUUUCUUCAUCGUUUUAUUUUAUGAGUUCGAUAUAUUCUUCAAUUGCUUCCUUUCGGGUUUUAAAUGCAUUACUUUUUAAACGAUU
Messenger RNA from Ichthyophthirius multifiliis, 647 nucleotides. RefSeq lists its product as hypothetical. The transcript has a single exon. The record is from RefSeq and is a predicted model, not a curated record. NCBI's taxonomy places the organism in Eukaryota, Ciliophora, Oligohymenophorea, Hymenostomatida. The annotation marks the transcript as partial.